UGGUGUUUGUAUGUUCUUGAUAGCGCUGGCUUUAGUUUCACUUGUUUCUCUGAACCCUUUGUGAGGCGUCAAAUGUUCCCCGAUUGUAACGAAAUGUUGCGAGUUUUUAUCUUAUUGGAUUAACUAUGUGCAAUCAGCAACCGUAGUAAUGAUCUUCAUUCCAUUGUGAAUGUAGAUACAUCAUCAUACAUGCAACGUUUCCUGUUCCCCUAACAUUUACGUCUACAAUGGCAAAUCCUGGGUCGGUCGCAUCCGCGCCUGGCAUUGCAGAACCGCAGGAGUUAAUUCAUAGAGCGCGAAUGUUAGCAGAUAAGCUGCGCUCGCGUGACGAUAUGGUCACGUCCUUACUGAUGAAGGCUCGCGCCCUGGAAAAACGGGAAGAAGUCACGGGAGAAUUCCACAACGCGCUAGUCAGUCUGAAUAAGUUGACCGUCCAUGCCAGCACUGACCGUUCCGCUGUGAUCCGGGAUCUUCGUGAAGAGAGCCGUAUCAUCAAAGGGCUGCGACAAGAAAACGAUGCAUUAUGCGAAGCAGCUCAGGAAAAUAGCGCAGUCAUAGAGUAUAUCAUGAAGAAAUAUCGUCAGCAUGUCAAGAAGCUGGCACUGAUCCGUCAGCAAGAGACUUUAUAUCCUGCAUUGCUCAGUCAAGCCAUUGCCAAUGGAGGCACUGCCAAAGAACACGCCGAGGACCUGGAAGAGAUGAUCUGUAUCAGUCAGCACGCGGUGAAAGUCGAUACCGAAUCCAGUCGGAAGCGAAUGGAGUUUUUGCAGGGUAUCGAGCAGGAAAACAGUGCACUGCGCCAUGCCUUGAAUACCUCCAAGCGCUACGCACCCCAAUUAAAUUCCAGCGCUCAAACAGAAGAGGCAUCCCAGGGUCGGCCUUCGGUGUAAUGGAGGUCCUUUAUACACGCCGGAAGAAGCGAUGGGCCUAGCUGUGAUGAAUAUUGUCUUUGCCAGUUGCCUGAAUAUUUGCAUUCCCUCUAACUCAAACUUAGCCUUGUUUUGUCGGGUUCAUUGUUUGUGACUUCGAGACAACAAAUUUUCAGAUACGGUUUCUAGCACGAGUUAAUUCUUAUCAUUUUUUAUUUGGAUUUACUUGCCCAUUUAUUUCUUGAGCGGUGAUUCUUGUAGGAUUAAUGUUGUGAAAAGUAUGAUAAGGAUGUGUUUGCGAAGUUUUGUAUUUCUUGGUGAUUCGUGUAGCAAAUUUUGAAUUUUCGGAUUAAAGCGUUCUGGUGUUA
This is a messenger RNA of Paramacrobiotus metropolitanus, 1237 nucleotides long. RefSeq lists its product as uncharacterized. The coding region runs from base 228 to 890 and encodes 220 amino acids. Lineage: Eukaryota; Metazoa; Tardigrada; Eutardigrada; Parachela; Macrobiotidae. The transcript has a single exon. The record is from RefSeq and is a predicted model, not a curated record.